This is a messenger RNA of Suillus plorans, 894 nucleotides long. RefSeq lists its product as uncharacterized. The coding region runs from base 1 to 894 and encodes 297 amino acids. NCBI's taxonomy places the organism in Eukaryota, Fungi, Basidiomycota, Agaricomycetes, Boletales, Suillaceae. The transcript has 8 exons. The record is from RefSeq and is a predicted model, not a curated record.
AUGUUGGAAUGGGAGACAACAAGCCGCAAUGCCAUGCCGCACACGAACAUCACGACUUGUCUAGCAACUGAGCAGGGUCGGUAUUGGUGUGACGUGUGCAUCAUUAUUACUGGCGAGUCGGAUUGGGUUUCCAGCCAUUACGGUUUCACCAGUCUACAGAACAUCAUGAUCCUCGGCUUCGCUGAGGAGAUUGCUAUGAGUAAUUCUUCGGAAUCGAUGAGCAGUAUUUUUCUACCUGAUCCCCCUCUUCACAAGCCUAAACAACGCUCGUCUGCACCACCCACACCUCCCGCAUCCGAUGCGCGUAGUAGCCCUCCUGCAAAGAGUGGCUCCUUCACUUUAUCGCGCCUCGAGGCUACUGUCGAGGAGGCUCCUACCCUUCAAGAUGACGGGGGCAACUCUGUAGUCAACAGCCGGGUUGAUGACAAGCAUCGCAAGCGUUCUGCCCGGUAUGCCUUAUUUGAGAGUGGCAACCGUGAGGAGGAUUGUGACUUACCCACAAAGAGAUUAAGAGCCUUGAAAACGACGUGGAACCACACUUUUGACUCUAACGCUACGAACUAUCUCAACGAGCGCAUGCUCGAACUUUCCCGAAUCACUCGCCGGGCUCUUGCCGCAAGAGUUCGCUACCAACGUCUUCGCGCCCACGAACUUGAUCUAAUCAAGUCAAUCCUCGAAGAAGAAACUGAGCUGUCCCAGAAACAGAUUCAUGGUAUUGAUUUACAAAUUGGCUCCAUCCGAAAUAUGCUUCAGGACGGAGGAGUAACGUCAAUAGGGAAUAAAGGAUUAUCUGACUGUGACAAUCGGCGGCUCGAAGUUCCCCCGGGGAUUUACCACAAGCCGCAUAACCUACCCUCUCAGGGUGCAGGUUCUAAGGCCACUGAUCCUGCAUGA